Messenger RNA from Populus trichocarpa (black cottonwood), 1187 nucleotides. Its product is annotated as metalloendoproteinase 1. Gene Ontology annotation, cellular component: extracellular matrix. Gene Ontology annotation, biological process: proteolysis; collagen catabolic process; extracellular matrix organization. NCBI's taxonomy places the organism in Eukaryota, Viridiplantae, Streptophyta, Magnoliopsida, Malpighiales, Salicaceae. The record is from RefSeq and is a predicted model, not a curated record. The transcript has a single exon. Gene Ontology annotation, molecular function: zinc ion binding; metalloendopeptidase activity. The coding region runs from base 52 to 966 and encodes 304 amino acids.
ACUGCACAGCCACAACCCACGACGAAAGCCAUUCUCUGAAAGAACAUCAAUAUGGCUCCUAAACUUUCCUGUCUUUUGUUAGCUAUCCUCACCUUCUUUUCUAUCCAGUCCUUCAUAGGUCUGGCGAGGAUUUUGAAAUCCGAGCAUCAGCAAUAUUCUUUUAGCUCCCUUCAAAAGCUGGAGGGAGUUCGAAAGGGCCAAACUGUGGAAGGACUUGUUGAGCUCAAACAAUACCUCAAAAGGUUUGGAUACUAUCCAAGUGAUGUCAAUCUCAUGACCAGCGAUUUUGAUGAUCUCUUGGAGUCUGCACUCAAAACAUACCAGAACUAUUUUCAUCUGAAUGUUACUGGUAUCCUCGACGAUAGUACCAUCAAACAAAUGAUGAUUCCACGAUGUGGAAUGCAUGAUAUCACACCCAACAACACUAAAUCAAAUUACACCAAGUUCCACAUGGUGAUGCAUUAUACGUUCUUCAAUGGGAUGCCAAAAUGGCGACCUUCCAAGUAUCAUCUGACCUACACAUUUGGCUCGGAUGGUGUCCAAGUUGUUGAUAUGGACACCUUGAGGUCUGUCUGCUCAGAUGCUUUCAAAAAGUGGUCAGAUGUUUCUCCAUUAACUUUCCAGGAGGCCUCUGAUGGUGCAUCAGCAAAUAUUGUUAUUGCAUUCUACAGCGGUGAUCAUGGGGAUGGUUAUCCUUUUGAUGGACCUGGGAAAAUACUAGCCCAUGCUUUUAGUCCAGAAAAUGGCCGUUUCCAUUAUGAUGCUGACGAGAAGUGGAGUACUAACCCCGCAAUGGACCAAAUUGACUUGGAAUCCGUGGCUGUUCAUGAAAUAGGACAUCUACUUGGGCUUGCUCACAGUAGUGAUUCCAAUGCCGUUAUGUAUCCAUCGAUUGCAGCUGGAACUAAGAAAAGGAAUCUCGCCCAGGAUGAUAUUGAUGGCAUACAUGCUCUCUACGGUAAUUAAUUAAUCGAAAGCAAAGAUAACAGCCUAAGUCAUCUUAUUGGAAGAACGCUGUGCAUAGCUUCGGGGUUCAUAAAGCACCUGUAGCGUUGUGGAGUAUGAUUUUAGAUUUUCACUAGAAAAUCUUGGGUUCAAAUCCUAAUAAGAAUUUACCCUACUUAUAUUGUGUAAUAUUUAAUUAAAAUAAAUGAACUUGGGAAUGGUUAAGAAAUACUUUCAAGCAA